AUUAAAUAUUAAAAAAUGUAAAAAAUUGAAAGAUAUAUGAUUAUAAUUUUUCUUUACAACCUGUGCUAGGUAGCAGUAGAGUAGUCAUCUUUGACUGUGAACUUUCUUUCAGGCGAGCUUCCAAGCAACUGCAACUUAUCAAGGAUGAUAAUAAGUCUGGGUUCUGUCACUCUCACCGCAAACCAUGAGGUUCAAAGCAGUCAUCUUCUUCCUUCUCCACUUAUUCUCACACCUCCAAGCGUACACCCCAGUGGACAAUUUCACCAUCAGUUGCGGUUCCUCCGGAACAUCCUACGAUGGCCAAAGGACAUGGACCGGGGACACAGGUUCAGUGCUCUUAACAAACGAAGACGCCACCGUUUCAGCCAAAGCCACAACAACGCAAUCUCCUUCGACCAACCAGGUCCCCUACGCCACAGCUCGCCUUUCUCAUUCCCAAUUCAGUUACUCAUUCUCUUUCUCCACCGGAGGCCCAAAAUUCCUUCGCCUCUUCUUCUUCCCCGCUUCUUACCCUUCCUUUCCACGCACUCACGCAUCCUUCUCUGUUCACUCAAACCAAUUCAUCCUCCUCCAAGAUUUCAACGCCUCUCUCAACGCCGACGCUGAGAACAAGGAAGUCAUCUUCAAAGAAUACAUAGUCUUCGUGGAGGAGGGUCAGAGUCUUAUCCUCAUCUUCACUCCCUCGCAGUCAAACUCCUACGCUUUCAUCAACGGAAUCGAGGUACUCUCCAUGCCAAACAAUUUAUAUUACACCUCAGCAAAUGACACGGGCUUCACCAACGUGGGAAAUACCACGCCCUACGUCCUUGCAACCGGCUUUGCUAUGCAGACCGAGUACAGAAUCGAAGUGGGAGGACAAGAAAUAUCACCACAAAACGACACCGGUUUGUUCAGAAAAUGGGCCGGUGACGACGAAACUUAUUUCGUUAAACAAAAUCCUGGUCUAUCAGCAGUGGCGGAUACUAAGAUGAACAUAACAGUGAGUCCUGACUACGUGGCACCGGAGGCACUGUACAGAACAUCGCGUAGCAUGGGCACAAACGCCACUCUGAACCAAAUCAGCAACCUCACAUGGGAGUUUCCCGUUGAUUCUGGCUUCACUUACCUCCUCAGACUCCACUUCUGCGAGUUUGAGCCCGAUAUUAAGGAGGUGGGUGACAGGGUCUUCUUCAUUUACAUAGCAAGCCAGUUAGCGGAGAGACGCGCAGAUGUUAUGAUGUGGAGCGAGAAACGGAAAGGUUUCGGUGUGUAUAAAGACUACGCCGUUUUCAUUUCCAAGAAUGAUUAUCAGAAAAAGGUUAAUCUCUCCCUCCAAAUGCAUCCUUACGGUGAUGAGACGAAAUACAGCUCCGCCUUUUUGAACGGUCUCGAGAUUUUUAAAAUCAGCGACCCUAGGUCUAACAACCUCGCCGGACCUAACCCGAUUGAGACUCCACAGGAAAAGGGAAAUAGAAGAAACAGAGGGCGGAUAAUUGGUAUCACGGCGGGGACAGUAUCCGGUGUCGUUUUCAUAUCGCUUGUCGUUUCCUUUGUCCUCUUGUCGACCAAUUUUAAGUGGAGUGCACUGUUGUUCCCAAUGACCAAGUCAACCAAAUACCACAAUUUUUCUCUGCCAUCUGAUCAAUGCCGUCGGUUUUCCUUCGUCGAGAUCAAAGCCGCCACCAAAAACUUCGACAACGCCUUCAUCGUCGGCGACGGAGGAUUUGGACACGUGUACAAGGGCUACAUCGACGACAACUCAGUCCCCGUGGCUAUCAAGCGCCUUAGACAGGGUUCCCAGCAGGGGGCUAGCGAGUUCGUGAACGAGAUCCAGAUGCUCUCGCAGCUCCGACACCGCCAUCUCGUCUCUCUCAUCGGAUACUGCUGCGACAACAAAGAGAUGAUCCUCGUUUACGAGUUCAUGGGACGUGGAAACCUCCGCGAACAUCUCUACGGCACAGAUAAUCCCUGUCUGUCGUGGAAGCAGCGCUUGAAGAUUUGCAUUGGCGCCGCGCGCGGGCUAAGCUAUCUUCACAGUGGCGCCAAGCACAUGAUUAUCCACCGUGACGUGAAAACAACGAACAUCUUGUUGGAUGAGAAGUGGGUGGCGAAGGUUUCAGAUUUUGGGCUAUCCAAAAUGGGGCCGAAUGAAAUGUCGAAGGCCCACGUGAGCACCGCCGUGAAAGGCAGCUUUGGGUAUUUGGAUCCGGAGUAUUACAUUCGGCAGCGGUUGACGGAAAAAUCUGACGUGUACUCUUUUGGGGUGGUGUUAUUUGAGGUACUCUGUGCCCGUUCUCCUCUGAUCCAUAGCGAAGAAACCGAACAGGUGUCACUAGCUAAUUGGGCCAGAUAUUGCUGCCAAAAUGGGAUAGUGGCGGAGAUUGUGGAUCCCAUAUUAAAGGGGAAGAUCGCUCCCGAUUGUUUAACCAAAUUCUGUGAGAUUGGGGUGUGUUGUUUGUCACAAGAGGGGAUGCAGAGGCCUUCCAUGAACGAUGUCGUUUUGAUGCUGGAGUCUGUACUGAAACUGCAAGAGAGUGCCGACGAAUACGAAACAGAGGAAGAUAUUGACCGUGUGUUUGAUGCCGGAGAGCACCGCAAUAGUUACAAGGACAACGAUAAGUUUAUGUUGGAGCUUUUUUCUGAGAUCGUCGACACGAAGCCUCGUUGAAGUAACCCAAUAAUUGUCAGGGGGUGGACCAAUCAAAUCACAUUUUAUUAGGGUAUAAGUCUACUCCUUAAUUAUAGGCUUUUUUUUUUUUUCUUGUUUUUCUUAGCUGUGUAUGGGCUAUUAAAUAGUCUAAUGCCUUCCACUCAAUAAUACUCCGUACAUUCUUCCUAAUAUUA
Messenger RNA from Vigna unguiculata (cowpea), 2823 nucleotides. Its product is annotated as receptor-like protein kinase FERONIA pseudogene. Lineage: Eukaryota; Viridiplantae; Streptophyta; Magnoliopsida; Fabales; Fabaceae. The record is from RefSeq and is a predicted model, not a curated record.